AUGGAUCUUGAAUGGUCUCUCCCAGACAUCAACAACACAGUUGAUGAGUAUGCCAAGUUGGGUUCGCUAGGAGUUAUCUGGACAGUGCCUCUAACCCAGCAGGUUCUUUCCCAUGAACCCCAUAGGAGUUCUACGGAAGAGUUGUUGGAUGGAUCUGUGAAGCUAUUGGACGUAUGUGGGAACGUGAAAGAUGUUUUUUCACAGACAAAGGAAUGCAUCCAGGAACUCGAGUCAUCAUUCCGGAGAAGGAGAGUAGGAGAUCCUGAAAAGGCAAGUGAAGUCGAGACAUACAUCAAAUCUUGGAAAAAACUGCAGAAAACGGUCUCAAAACUGUUGCAUCAUUUGAAGAAGAUGGAGAAGAAAAACCACCUGAGAAGACACUCGAAACAUGAGGCUACUCUCAGCAUAUUAAGAGAAGCUGAAGAAAUCAGUUUUUCAGUAUUUGAGUCCCUGUUGCAUGUCCUUUUGGCGCCAAGGAAAAGAUCGAAGCCCAUCAGUUGGUCAUUGGUCUCAAAUAUGAUGUCACCUAAACGCGUGUCAUGUGAUGAGAAAGCAGGAUACGACAAAAUCGAAGGGUCGGAUGUUGAGUUGACCGAUCUGAAAUCUGCUAAAGAUGGAAAUCCUCAAGUAUACAAAGUAUCCAAGAGAAUGGAGGCAUUGGAAUCAAGCAUUCGCGAAAUUGAGGAGGACCUGGAAUGCAUUUUCAGAAGACUUGUCAAAACAAGAGCUGCUCUUCUGAAUAUAAUCAACUGA
Eucalyptus grandis is the source of this 753-nucleotide messenger RNA. RefSeq lists its product as hypothetical. The transcript is spliced from 2 exons. Bases 1 to 753 code for a protein of 250 amino acids. The record is from RefSeq and is a predicted model, not a curated record. Gene Ontology annotation, biological process: root development; shoot system development. NCBI's taxonomy places the organism in Eukaryota, Viridiplantae, Streptophyta, Magnoliopsida, Myrtales, Myrtaceae.